Molecule: messenger RNA, 4111 nt
Organism: Carica papaya (papaya)
Lineage: Eukaryota; Viridiplantae; Streptophyta; Magnoliopsida; Brassicales; Caricaceae
Product: Leucine-rich receptor-like protein kinase family protein
Biological process (GO): protein phosphorylation
Molecular function (GO): protein kinase activity; ATP binding; protein binding
Source: RefSeq, a predicted model, not a curated record
CAUUGGUUACUGGCUGGAUUGAUUUUUAAGGUUAAACCGAGCUAAAAUGGAUUCUUACAAAAACAAAACAAACCAUAAAAUAAUUUCCAUGGCAACUCCUGCAUAAAAUGGCUCUGGACUCUCCAAAGAACAGAUGGGAAACACAGAGUUUCGCCAUUAAAACUGCUUAAAAGCUCAGCCGCCACCGCCACCGGCAAGCAGUCUUUUUGUGGCCGUUGAAGAAGCACCAAGGUUUGCGUUUACAUGGCUGCUGCUCAGGGAAUAUGCACUGACUAAGUUUGUGAGGUUAUGGCUUCACCGUUAGUUUGACUGUUUAUUCAACAGGAUCUUGAUGAUCUUCUCUAGAGAUUUAUGGCAUUUAAAUUCUAAACCUUUUUGGCUUUGGUUCACAUGCAUCAAUGGCGGUUCAAGGCUUUUAGUGCGUGAAAUGUAAGUAAGCUGUAGGUAAAGAAAGCUUCUUGUGUCACAUGCAUGUUGUCUCCUAGAGUGGACUUUCAGUACUGUAGACGCCAUUACCACCACCAACUUGGCCUAGACCGUCACUAGACCAAGGAAUCUCUUCUAUUCUCUCAAUCAAUUUGAGCUAUUUUACAGGUCUCAAAUGGAGAAAACCAGUACUAUCCAUUUCGUAAAUAGGAAAUUUCAUCUUUCCUUCUUGUUGUUCCUUGUGUUUUUUGGCCUAAUCAUGAAGAAUGCAGUACUGUUUGUCUCCUCUCUUUCUCCUGAUGGACAGGCUCUUUUGUCUCUUCUCUCUGCAGCUGACCCAUCUGCAAAAUCAUCCUCGUCAGUACUCUCCUCAUGGAACCCAUCAAGCCCAAACCCUUGUUCCUGGCAAGGCAUUACAUGCUCUUCACAAAGCAGAGUAAUCUCCCUCUCUCUUCCCAACACAUUUCUCAAUCUUUCCUCUUUACCCUUACAAGUCUCCUCUCUUUCUUCUCUGCAACUCCUUAAUCUUUCUUCCACCAAUAUCUCUGGCACAAUACCUCCUUCAUACGGCCAACUUACUCACCUCAGGCUUUUAGACCUCUCCUCUAACUCUCUCUCAGGUCCCAUCCCUCCAGAGCUUGGCCAGCUCUCUUCACUCCAGUUCCUCUUUCUAAAUUCAAAUAGGUUGUCUGGUAAAAUCCCUCAGCAACUUGUUAACCUUACCUCUCUGCAAGUCCUUUGCCUACAAGACAAUCUUCUCAAUGGUUCAAUACCUUCUCAGCUGGGUUCUUUGAUAUCUCUUCAACAGUUUAGAGUUGGGGGAAAUCCUUUUCUAACGGGAGAAAUCCCUCCACAACUAGGACUUCUCACCAAUCUGACCACUUUUGGGGCAGCAGCCACCAGCCUCUCUGGUGCCAUACCACCUACGUUUGGGAACUUGGUAAAUCUCCAAACACUGUCUCUUUACGAUACUGACAUAUCUGGGUCAAUACCGCCUGAACUUGGGCAUUUGUCAGAGUUGAGGAACGUGUAUCUGCACAUGAACAAGCUCACUGGUUCAAUGCCUUCUGAAUUGGGCAAGCUGCAAAAGCUCACGAGCUUGCUUCUAUGGGGCAACGCAUUGUCUGGACCAAUACCAGCUGAAAUCUCUAAUUGUUCUUCCCUUGUUGUGUUUGACGCCUCUGCUAAUGAUCUUUCUGGUGAGAUACCUGGUGAUCUGGGGAAUCUUCUCGUUCUCGAGCAGCUUCAUCUUUCAGACAAUUCACUAACCGGGUCAAUUCCAUGGCAGUUGAGCAACUGCUCAAGUUUGACAACUCUUCAGCUCGACAAGAAUCAAUUAUCUGGCACGAUUCCAUGGCAGGUUGGGAACUUAAAAUACCUGCAGAGUUUCUUCUUAUGGGGCAACUUAGUUUCCGGGACAAUACCAUCCUCUUUUGGCAACUGCACAGAACUAUAUGCGCUUGACCUUUCAAGGAACAAGCUUACAGGUUCAAUCCCAGAAGAAAUCUUCAGUUUAUCCAAGCUAAGCAAACUUCUUCUUCUUGGGAAUUCAUUUUCAGGCGGGUUGCCGAGAAGUGUAGCUAAAUGUCAGUCAUUAGUGAGAUUAAGGCUGGGAGAGAACCAACUUUCUGGGCAAAUACCAAAGGAGAUAGGCCAAUUGCAGAACCUAGUCUUCCUAGACUUGUACAUGAAUCAUUUCUCUGGUGCUCUUCCAUCUGAGAUUGCUAACAUUACAGUUCUUGAGUUAUUGGACGUACACAACAACUACAUUACUGGAGAAAUACCCUCUCAGUUAGGGGAGCUUGUGAAUUUGGAGCAGCUUGAUCUCAGCCGAAACAGCUUCACUGGCGAAAUCCCUUGGAGUUUUGGUAACUUCAGUUACUUGAACAAGCUCAUACUUAACAACAAUCUGCUAACUGGUUCAAUCCCGAAAUCAAUUCGAAACUUGCAGAAGUUAACUCUGCUUGAUUUGAGUUUUAACAGCCUCACUGGUCCAAUCCCACCUGAGAUUGGCUAUGUGACAAGCUUGACAAUCAGUUUGGACUUGAGUUCCAAUAUGCUUACAGGAGAAAUCCCAGAGACCAUGUCUCGUUUGACACAGUUGCAGUCUAUUGAUCUUUCUCAUAACAUGUUAUAUGGGAAAAUCAAAGUUCUGGGUUCCCUUGCUAGUCUAACUUCUCUUAAUAUAUCAUAUAACAAUUUCUCAGGUCCAAUCCCGGUAACACCUUUCUUUAGAACCGUUUCCUCUAAUUCUUUUCUUCAGAACCCUAAGCUUUGUCAAUCCGUUGAUGGGAAUACUUGUUCUUCCCAUCUUACCAGAAAGAAUGGACUAAAAUCUGCCAAGACUAUAGCAUUAGUUUCUAUCAUUCUGGCUUCAGUGACUGCAGCAGUUCUAGCUUCAUGGCUUGUAAUUUUGCGAAACCAUAGGUAUAUAGUGGAAAAAUCUUCAGGAACAUCUUCAUCUUUGCCGGGUGCUGAAGAUUUCUCCUAUCCGUGGACUUUCAUUCCAUUUCAAAAGGUCAACUUCACCAUUGACAACAUCUUGGAAUGUCUGAAAGAUGAGAAUGUGAUAGGGAAAGGCUGUUCCGGAGUUGUUUACAGGGCAGAAAUGUCCAAUGGAGAGUUGAUAGCAGUUAAAAAGCUCUGGAAAACAAAGAGAGAUGAGGAACCGGUUGAUUCAUUUGCAGCAGAAAUUCAAAUUCUUGGACAUAUUCGACAUCGGAACAUUGUGAAGCUCUUAGGUUAUUGUUCCAAUAAGAGUGUUAAGCUCCUUUUAUACAACUACAUUUCAAAUGGUAAUCUGCAACAGCUGUUGCAAGGAAAUAGGAAUUUGGAUUGGGAAACUAGGUAUAAGAUUGCAGUAGGAUCAGCUCAAGGUCUUGCUUAUCUUCACCAUGAUUGUCUGCCUGCCAUUCUUCACAGAGAUGUCAAGUGCAAUAAUAUACUCCUCGAUUCCAAGUAUGAGGCCUAUCUUGCAGAUUUUGGAUUGGCAAAGUUGAUGAACUCUCCGACCUAUCACCAUGCCAUUUCAAGAGUAGCUGGGUCUUGCGGUUACAUUGCCCCAGAGUACGGAUACAUGAUGAACAUAACAGAGAAGAGUGAUGUUUACAGUUAUGGAGUUGUACUGCUGGAAAUACUAAGUGGGCGCAGUGCAGUUGAACCCCAGGUGGGUGACGGACUUCACAUAGUUGAGUGGGUGAAGAGGAAGAUGGGAAGUUUCGAACCAGCUGUGUCAAUACUCGAUACAAAGCUUCAAGGAUUACCAGAUCAAAUGGUACAAGAGAUGCUUCAGACACUGGGAAUUGCAAUGUUCUGUGUUAAUUCUUCUCCUGCAGAAAGGCCUACAAUGAAAGAAGUGGUUGCCUUAUUAAUGGAGGUGAAGAGUACACCAGAAGAGUGGGGAAAGACCUCUCAACCUCUAAUAAAGCAGUCAUCAAAUCAAAAUUGAAACUUGAUUUUCUUUUUUGCUGAUUUUAGUUUUCUUCAGCUCCUCUUCCUACCAAAGAGCUCUUCCCCCCAGAAAAAAUAGUACUACUAUGAGAAGUUAUAGGAAGCUUCUGUACAGUCUUAGGAACAUUAAUCUUGUUGAUUUGCUACAUGCCUGCUUGCCUUAUGUUCUACAUAAUUCUUCUUGGCUUAAUCUCUACGAAACUCAACAAUAUUUGAUCGAAUUUCGAUUUAGAUU